UGCUGUGAGUGGUGCAGAGAGACUCGAACCUGGGGGCGUUUCUUGAAGCUGGUGUUAUUACAGUACAGUCUGAGGCAGCGGAGGAGAGAAGGUACAACUUGUGGACCUUUCUUCACCAGCCUUGAACGUCCCGAGAGUGGAAUUUGAAAAUGGCACAAGACGGGAGCGAGCAGAUGAGGCCACUGUUGACAUCACUGGAGGAUGCAGUGCUGGACCGAGGAAACACAAGCUCCACACUUUACACCAAUUUUGAGGCGGAGGAGCUGGAGAGUCACAGGGCGCUGUACGUUGGCAUCCACGUGCCUUUGGGCCGAGAGAACCGACGGCGCCACCGCCACCGAGGGCACAGACAUGAGCGGCGGAGGCAGCAUCGCCCGCAUGAGGAUGCCUCCGACUCGCCUUCUUAUGAUACGCCCUCACAGAGGGUACAGUUCAUCUUAGGCAUGGAGGAUGACGACGAAGAACAUGUCCCUCACCAACUCUUCACUGAGCUGGACGAGCUGGCUUUCAGAGAUGGAGAAGUCUUGGAAUGGAAAGAAACGGCAAGGUGGUUGAAGUUUGAGGAGGAUGUGGAGGACGGCGGCGAGCGUUGGAGUAAACCUUAUGUGGCCACCCUGUCGCUGCACAGCCUGUUUGAGCUGCGCUCGUGCAUCAUGAACGGCACCGUGGUUCUCGACAUGCGCGCCAACGGCAUUGAGCAGAUCGCAGACAUGGUGAUUGACAGCAUGCUGGCGUCCGGUCAGCUGGACCAGCAUGUCGAAGACAAGGUGAGGGAAGCCAUCUUGAAGCGCCACCACCAUCAGAAUGAGAAGAGGCUGAGCAAGCGCAUCCCACUGGUGCGAUCCCUCGCUGACAUUGGCAAGAAGUAUUCUGACCCUCAUCUGCUGGGACAAAAUACAGGUCUUCUGGCAUCCCCUCAGUCGGCUCCUGGGAACCUGGACGCCAGCAAGGGUGCGGAAGGUGGCGUCACCGCAGUGAGUCGUGAAAGCAGCGGGGUGGACUUCAGCAAGGUGGACAUGAACUUCAUGAAGAAGAUUCCUCCUGGUGCCGAAGCCUCCAACGUGUUGGUGGGGCAAGUGGACUUCCUAGAAAAGCCCAUUGUUGCUUUUGUUCGCCUGGCGCCCGCCGUGCUCCUUUCCGGACUCACCCAAGUUCCCGUACCCACCAGGUUCCUCUUCCUCCUACUUGGUCCGUUCGGAAAAGGUCCGCAAUACCAUGAGAUCGGACGCUCCAUGGCCACACUGAUGACAGACGAGAUCUUCCACGAUGUGGCGUACAAGGCCAAGGAUCACAAAGACCUGCUGUCAGGACUGGACGAGUUCCUGGAUCAAGUGACUGUGCUCCCGCCGGGUGAGUGGGACCCCAGCAUCCGCAUCGAACCGCCCAAGAACGUACCCUCUCAGGAGAAGCGGAAGAUCCCUUCUGCCCCAAAUGGCUCCAUCCAUAUCUCUGACAUCAUCAAGGGGGCAGAGCAUGACAUUGGCCCAGAGUUGCGGAGGACGGGAAGGCUGUUUGGCGGUCUGUUCAAGGACAUCCAGAGAAAGGCACCUUUUCUACUCAGUGACCUGACAGAUGGCCUCAGCCUGCAGUGUUUGGCAUCCAUCCUCUUCCUCUACUGCGCUUGCAUGUCGCCCGUCAUCACCUUCGGAGGCCUGCUGGGAGAAGCCACCCAAGGAAACAUCAGCGCCAUUGAAUCUCUGUUUGGGGCAUCCCUGACGGGCGUGACCUACUCUUUGUUUGCGGGUCAGCCUCUCACCAUCUUGGGCAGCACCGGGCCCGUCCUGGUUUUUGAGAAGAUCCUCUUCAAGUUCUGCUGUGACUACGGCCUGUGCUACCUGUCGCUGCGGACCAGCAUCGGGCUGUGGACUGCCUUCAUGUGCCUGCUGCUGGUGGCGACCGACGCCAGCUCCCUGGUUUGCUACAUCACACGCUUCACCGAGGAGGCUUUCGCGGCCCUCAUCUGCUUCAUCUUCAUCUACGAGGCCCUGGAGAAACUGCUGCACCUGGGGCACAUCUUCCCAGUCAACAAUGCCAACAACCUGGACAAUCUGACCUUCUACACGUGCAAAUGUUCUCAACCCACCAACGCCUCCGCUGAGAUACUUCAAAUUUGGAGGCGCUGGGGCUACAACUCGUCGGCCAGCAUCCCGUGGGAACAGCUUAGUGUACAGCGCUGUCAGACACUGCGCGGUGAGUUCGUGGGCUCGGCUUGCGGCCACGACGGUCCCUUCGUCCCCGACGUCCUGUUCUGGUCCAUCAUUCUCUUCUUCACAACCUUUUUAUUGUCUACCUACCUCAAAGGCUUCAAGAACAAGAGAUUCUUCCCCACCAAGGUGCGAUCGACCAUCAGUGACUUUGCUGUUUUCCUGACCAUUAUGUUCAUGGUGCUGAUGGAUUAUUUGGUGGGAAUUCCGUCUCCCAAGCUCAGUGUCCCGGAUCGCUUCCAGCCCACCUCCGCCAACCGUGGUUGGCUCAUCUCGCCACUGGGUCCCAACCCCUGGUGGACGCUGUUGGCCGCCGGCAUUCCCGCUCUGCUCUGCACCAUCCUUAUCUUCAUGGACCAGCAGAUCACCGCAGUCAUCGUCAACAGGAAGGAAAACAAGCUGACGAAAGGCUGCGGCUACCAUCUGGACCUGCUGUUGGUGUCGCUGAUGAUAGCUGUGUGCUCCAUCAUGGGCCUGCCGUGGUUCGUGGCGGCGACUGUUCUCUCCAUCACGCACGUCAACAGCCUGAAGCUGGAGUCGACAUGCGCGGCCCCGGGCGAGCAGCCCAAGUUCCUGGGCGUCCGGGAGCAGCGCGUCACCGGCUUCAUGAUCUUCCUCCUCAUGGGCUUCUCCGUCUUCAUGACGUCCAUCCUUAAGUUUAUCCCGAUGCCCGUCCUGUAUGGCGUCUUCCUCUACAUGGGCGUGUCCUCACUCAAAGGCAUUCAGCUCUUUGACCGCAUCCAACUGUUCGCCAUGGCGCCCAAGCAUCAGCCGGACCUUAUUUACCUUCGCUACGUGCCGUUGAGGAAGGUCCAUGCCUUCACCGCUGUGCAGCUCGCCUGCCUGAUUGCCCUGUGGCUCAUCAAAACCUCCGCUAUCGCCGUCGUUUUCCCGAUGAUGGUUCUGGCAUUGGUGUUUAUCCGGAAGCUUCUGGACUUCGGCUUCAGCAAACGAGAGCUGAGCUGGCUGGACGACCUCAUACCGGAGAGCAAGAAAAAGAAGGAUGAUGAUAAUAAGAAGGAGAAAAAAGAUGCCGAGUGGAAUUUGGAGGGGGCAGUGGAAAACUAUGCGUUUGACAAUGACGCAACAAUCAAGAUCCCCAUGCAAAAUGUGAAACAAAGGACAGACCCAUCCGAGGUGAACAUCUCAUGUGAGAUUGGUAAAAUUGGCUUCUGGAAGUCUCUCUCCGUGAUGGCGGACACCAACAAAGUUUUGAAGCCAAACAGCAGCAGUCAGGAGCCUGUGCCCAGCGUGAGUGUGGUGUUUGAAGAUUCAAGAAUGUGAGCGUCGCAGGCAUCCAGACGGCGUUAUAACCAACAGGCGGAGGAGGGUGUCGCAAUGCCUCCUGUGUCAAAGCUGAAGAGAACAACGUCUUGACUUCUCCUCCCCUGGACAACCAAAGUUUUUCUUGUUUUCUUUAAAUUCACAUUUUAUGGCGAAAUGUGUUUGUAUCAUUCCACCAAAAAUACUUUUAUAUUGUCUCCAUUCACCGUUAUGGAUAGUUUUAUUUAGAUAGACAUUGUGUCGCUAGUAUGAAUAAAUACUGUAUGAAGAAAUCACAUUUAUUACAUAUUUUUAUGAGGACAACACUUGGGAAAAUGACAAUUUACUACAAAAAUUGUUAUUUGUAUAACCAGGUAUGACUCCAGGGUUUGAUUGCACAUCGGUAAAGUUACCGUAAUUUUGUCAUGUCAAACUUUCUCAGGGGCCCAAGUUAUGUAUCGUGGAUUAGUAUUAUGAAUCGAUCAUUUGUUAAGUUUGGAGUGAAAUACUGUACAACAUAGUUGAAUGUACAUUCACGUGUAUUGACAUUUUUGAAUAAUUUGGGCUUCCUGGUUCUGUGCCUGUCAAAUCGUGUUAGGCGUUUUACUUUGAAAGCACAAAUUGUCAUUUCCUGUUUACUCUGUUUUCCUUUUUACAAG
This is a messenger RNA of Hippocampus comes (tiger tail seahorse), 4126 nucleotides long. Its product is annotated as sodium bicarbonate cotransporter 3-like. Gene Ontology annotation, molecular function: monoatomic anion transmembrane transporter activity; sodium:bicarbonate symporter activity; solute:inorganic anion antiporter activity. Lineage: Eukaryota; Metazoa; Chordata; Actinopteri; Syngnathiformes; Syngnathidae. Gene Ontology annotation, cellular component: basolateral plasma membrane; plasma membrane; apical plasma membrane. The transcript has 25 exons. Gene Ontology annotation, biological process: bicarbonate transport; regulation of intracellular pH; monoatomic anion transport. The record is from RefSeq and is a predicted model, not a curated record. Bases 150 to 3488 code for a protein of 1112 amino acids.